UUCCAUUACUUGGGAGUAGCGAGACUUCUCUCUUCUGUUGUUGCCUCUCCCGGUUUCUCCCUCCCCUCUUCUUCUUCUUCUUUCCGUCUUCUCUCUCCUCUUUUCUUCAAUUUUGAUUCUUGUUGAAGAUCUCACAUUUUUGUUGACCCUAUUUUCCUUUUUUUUGUUUUAAGGUAAUUUUAAUUUUUCUCUUUUCUCAAUUUUAUAUAGCUUCAUUUUGUUGACAAUUUUGUUCUCUUUUUGGUUGAUACUUUUUUCUCUUAUGGUUUAGUCAUGAAAUUGAAUGAUUACAUGUCUAUAAGGGAUAAGAUUUGAUUAAUUAUGAUGUUGGUUAGCUAGAUUGAGGAUUUUAUUCAAUUUUUAUGGUGUUUUUAUUUGCUGAAGUGAUUUUAAUUUUGUGGGUUGCAAUUAUUUUUGUGAAAUUGGAUAUGAGAUUGUUGUAUUUGUACAGAUAGUGUGGUAUGGUAAUGAAUGAAGAUUGAGAAUUAGGUGAAAUAUGUGUUUUUGUUUUUAGAAGCUUGAAAUGACUGGAGAAAUUGGUCAUUAGUUGGUAGAGAUUUUUUUAGGGUUGUGGAAAAGAAUGGGGGAAGAUUUGUUAGCAAGUUUAUCAAUGGAAAAUCAUCAUCCAUCAACAUUGCUGUCAAUGGAUUCGAGCUCGAAAUCUCAUGAGGAAAAAGAAAGAGAACUUAGUAGGCAUAUUAUACUGUCACGACCCGGUCCACCUGAUAUUAAUCUUCCACUGUCAGCAGAGCGUAGCUCUCCGCCUCCUCAGUCAUGGACUCAGGAGGCUUGUGAUAUGUUAGAGGUUGGAUUAGGGACUCAAGCUUAUGAGUCUGAGACUCAUGUUGCCCUCCCUAAGAUUGGGAAUGGGAAUCGAAAGUGUGCUAAGAGACUUGAUAGUGUGUGGGGUGCUUGGUUCUUUUUUAGCUUUUAUUUUAAGCCUUCGUUGAAUGAGAAGUCAAAGAGCAAGAUUGUCAGGGAUGGUAAUGGGAUAUCUGGGUUUGAGAAGUCUGAUCUUCAUUUGGAUUCAUUCUUGGUUCAGCAUGAUAUGGAGAAUAUGUAUAUGUGGGUUUUUAAGGAGAGGCCGGAGAAUGCAUUGGGGAAGAUGCAAUUGAGGAGUUACAUGAAUGGGCAUUCCCGACAAGGGGAAAGACCAUUCCCUUUUAGCGUUGAAAAGGGUUUUGUUCGGUCUCACAAAAUGCAAAGGAAACAUUACCGCGGACUUUCUAAUCCUCAAUGCCUUCAUGGAAUCGAGGUUGUUCGACAGCCAAACCUUUGUAGUCUUGAUGAAGAGGAUCAGAGGAGAUGGAUAGAACUUACAGGUAGGGACCUGAAUUUUGCACUUCCUGAAGAAGCUUGCGAGUUUUGCUCAUGGAGGAACCUUCCAAGCACAGAAUUUGAGUUGGAGAGGCCACUUCCUGCUUUGAAGAGCAAUAAUAAUGGCCAUUCGAAGAAAUUGCUAAAUGGUUCUGGUUUGAACUUGUCCACUCAUCCGGCAAACCAUGUGAACGAGGGAUUUGACCUCUCAGUUAUUGGUAGCAGAAAGAGGAAGGAUGUUCCUGCUCAUGGAAAUGAUGAAGAUAGUUGCCAUCCGGCCAAUACACAUUCUUCUGACGGAACACAAGAAGCAGCAGAAGUGCAUCCAAUCGAACCCCAAUGGGCCCCAGAAUUCACUGGGGUUAUGAGGAAUGUUUACGGACCUGUAACCUGUGCAAAAUCAAUCUAUGAGGAUGAAGAUGGAUUCAUGAUUGUCAUUAGUUUACCAUUUACAGAUCUUCAAAAGGUGAAAGUAUCUUGGUGGAAUACACUAUCUCAUGGUGUAGUCAAAGUUACAUCUACCAGCAUAGCUUGCAUUCCUUACAUCCAGAGGAAUGACAGAACAUUUAAGCUCACAGACCCAUAUCCUGAACACUGCCCCCCUGGCGACUUCAAACGGGAAAUUCCCCUUCCAUCUCGAAUUCCCGAUGAUGCUAAGCUAGAAGCAUAUUUCGACAGUACAGGAACGGUUCUUGAAAUUUUGGUGCCCAAGCCCCGUGUAGGUCCUGAAGAGCACGAGGUACCGAUUUGCCUUCGCUCUCAUCUUGGUGGAAAUGAUCUCUUAUUAUCUUGACCAAGGCUUGUCUGAUCUAAAUCUUUUUUAAGUUUGGGUUUGCUGGUCCUGCAAUGUGAAGUUCAAAGAUUAAUGGUAAGAUCUUGUUUCUUUUCUUUACAUCAAUUUCAUGCUUAAUCAGUCAUUGGAUUUAUUCAUUUUGUGUGAGGUUUUUUUCCUAAAACAUACAAAUGAGUAAGGAAACUGCAUCAGGGGACAUAACCAAACAAUGCAACAACUUCUUGUUGAAGUGUUUUCUUGUAGAACCUGAAAGAUGUAAAUGUAGUUUUUCGCAAAUAAUGUAUCGAGAUGUAAAUGUAGUUGAAUAAAGCAUACUUUUUUGUUACUGUCAAUCUAUUAACAUUGGUUUGGUUCUUGUACCCGACUCUAUAUGUUUGAGACUAAAGUUUUGCGUUUGUUGCCU
Amaranthus tricolor (Joseph's coat) is the source of this 2513-nucleotide messenger RNA. RefSeq lists its product as uncharacterized. The transcript has 2 exons. Bases 581 to 2110 code for a protein of 509 amino acids. NCBI's taxonomy places the organism in Eukaryota, Viridiplantae, Streptophyta, Magnoliopsida, Caryophyllales, Amaranthaceae. The record is from RefSeq and is a predicted model, not a curated record.